AUGUCGAGCAGUUUGCUCCUUAUUAGACCUGAAAUGAUUAAUCUAACUAUGAUUACACGGGCUUCCCAAUGGCAAAAGCUCUCUAGCAUUUUUUGGACACGGCCAAAUUCUGUGCGGAAUUUUCACCUAAAUAACACAUUAUGGAAGGAAAAAAAGAGUAAAAAAUUAUCUUCUGAAAGUAUCAAAGAUUCCGAAGUGUACAGCGAUGUUUUAAACAAAAUGGAAAGUGAAAUGUCUCAGAUUCAUAAGAAGUUGGAAGCGGGAUUCAAGGAAUUGGCUUUAUCACCAAAUCAAGGAGUUUUCAAUCAACUAGAAAAACUUUCCGUUCAUUUUGGAUCAUCUACCUCUAAGAAAAAUUCCAAUGAAAGUCAAUUACUUCGCGACGUGGCUUCCCUUACCAAAAAAAGUGCUCAGCAGCUUAUAAUUCACCCAUACGAAGAAUCCUACAUGAAGCAUGUUUUAAAAUCAUUGGAUGAAUCAUCGCUCCCCAUUAAAGCAUCUAAGACAGAUUCAUCAACCAUCAUGGUUGUACCUCAGAAGACAACCCAAGAAAGCAGACAACGAUUAGCUAAAGAACUGGAGAAUCAUGCUAAGAAAUCCAAAGAUACUGUUUCUUCUAUGAGGAAUGACGUGAAAAAGGCGAUUGCAAAGUACAAGAAAGAACGAGCAUGGACAACUGAUGACUGUUACAACGCUGAAAGCCAUAUGCAAGUAAUUUACAAGAAGUCUGUGUCGACACUUGAUACCAUUCUCAACAAUGUAUUGAAGAAAGUUUUGAAUCCAUAA
This is a messenger RNA of Schizosaccharomyces osmophilus, 786 nucleotides long. RefSeq names its product mitochondrial translation termination factor Rrf1 (gene rrf1). Gene Ontology annotation, biological process: translation. Gene Ontology annotation, molecular function: ribosomal large subunit binding. Lineage: Eukaryota; Fungi; Ascomycota; Schizosaccharomycetes; Schizosaccharomycetales; Schizosaccharomycetaceae. The record is from RefSeq and is a predicted model, not a curated record. The transcript is spliced from 2 exons. Gene Ontology annotation, cellular component: mitochondrion. The coding region runs from base 1 to 786 and encodes 261 amino acids.